AUAUCAUAUCAUUCUCACAUUCAUUCAUUCACCCAUUCCUCAACCCGAAUACUAUCCUCUCAUCCAUCCAACUCUACAAACAAAGCAAUAACAAAAAUGUCCCAAAUAUCCACCGUAACCGUCAGCGCCGCCUCCCCCUCCUCAACCUGCCACCAAGACCUCUACAGCAUCCCCAUCAAAGAUGCCGCCUGCGCCAUGCCCAUCUCCGGCAACAACUCCGCCAUCAUGAGUAGCUGCUGUGGCUCCGCGUCCGUCGUCUCCUACGACAGCUGCGAUUACUACUGUCUGGCGGAGGACCAGACCGUGCAUACCCUGGCCGAGUGUCUCAUCAAGGCGUCCGAGGCCGGCGAGGUCUGGUGUAAUACCAAUGCUAAUGCUACCGCUACGGGGACGGUGCCUGCUACGGGGGCCGGAACGGUGGUUUCGACGGCGACGGCCACGGGGAAGACAAAGGGUAGUAGUACUGGGACGGGGACGGCGAGUGGGUCGACGGCUUCGUCGACUAGUAAUGCUGGUGUGGCGGUUACCAAGAAGUCGGUUGGGGUGUUGGCGGUGUUGGUUUUGGGGUCGGUGGUUGGGGGGUUGUUGUAG
Molecule: messenger RNA, 591 nt
Organism: Aspergillus sclerotioniger CBS 115572
Lineage: Eukaryota; Fungi; Ascomycota; Eurotiomycetes; Eurotiales; Aspergillaceae
Exons: 1
Coding region: 97-591 (164 amino acids)
Source: RefSeq, a predicted model, not a curated record